Molecule: messenger RNA, 2270 nt
Organism: Patella vulgata (common limpet)
Lineage: Eukaryota; Metazoa; Mollusca; Gastropoda; Patellidae
Exons: 2
Coding region: 1209-2270 (353 amino acids)
Source: RefSeq, a predicted model, not a curated record
UAUGUUCUUUUCCAUUAAAAAGAAUGCGUCUUUUACAGAUUUCAAUAUAACCACAAAUGGUUGAUUGUUUUAAUGCUAAGAUAAGUAUUAAUGGUUUGUAUUUGAAAAUCAAAUUAUAUAAGCGAAAAAUAGUAAGAUACAUUAUGUAUAUCUUAAAACACCCCCUUCUCAGUUACUACUUCGGCGAAUAUCAUUUGAUAAUUUAGAUGAUCAGAAUUAAACACCGUUUUGCUAUGUUAUUAUUUUUUUAUGAUUGGGUGGGGGUAUACUUAAUUAGGGGAUUGGAUUGAAAGAUUAUAGCUACCAUCUUAUGGAGACAUAAUGUGUGGUGCAUUUACGGUCUUAUAAAGCUCUAUUCUUACAUAAAGAAUUCUUGAUUUGCACGGAAGUGUUUUAGCCGUGAUCAUUUUAAGUCAUGCUUAUGCCAAGAUCUGGUCCAUCUCUGAGACAACAAAAACGUAAAUAAAUGGAAGAUAAAAGCAAGAAAGACAACCCUAAUAAAGGAGUCAGGACUAAGACUAGUAAUUAUUUCCCCUUAUUUCAUGAUGGACGAAUGUAGUGCGAGUUAUAAAUAGACAAUUUUUCCCUUAAUUUUUUUCUCCCCUCUUCCUGCAUUUUUGGGUUGACUUUUUGGUCUAGAAUUGGAGAAAAGGGAUCAAAUUUGCAAUUUCAUAGCAGUUUUGGGUAAUACUGAUGAUAUUACAGCGGAGGGAUAGGGGGUGUAAAGUGUCUUUCUGCAGAGCAGUCAUUGUGUCGGAAGUGAGAUUUUCACCCCUGUCAACUUCAAAUCCUUGUAGCAAAAAAUCUAAACGGUCAACCCCCUACAAAAUUAUGAUGAGAAGAUUGCCAAAUGUUGUCCCCAUUGUGCCUAUAAAGAUUGGAACCAACGGAAUGUUGAGCAAAAAGCUACAGCCUGUGAUGUUACAGUCAUUUAACAUUGAAGUCAAUGGGCAAAUAAUUGCUAGUCUGAGUCCUGAUGAUAUAAAGAAGCAUGGCCGACUCGGGAUGUUGAUAUUUUUUCAACGGCUUAUUUCCUGAAGUUUUGAAUGGAAAGUGUCAGAAAUGGUAAGAAUACUGCUUUUUUAUUGCCCAGCAGUAAGUUUUUUGACUAUUUGGUAUCAAAAUAGCCAUGAUUGGGGGUAUCCGUUGGUUGAGUGUGAAUUUUGGGUUGUAAAUGUGUAACAUUUUGUUCACAAUGAUAUCAAAACAUGGCCACAGCUACGAAGCAGAUUCCAACCACCACCAGGCUUCCACCAACCACCACCAGGCUUCCACCAACCACCACCAGGCUUCAACCGACCACCACCAGGAUUCCAACACCCGGAUUCUGCUACCAGUACCAACCAAGUCGACAACCAAAUCAGCACCAACCAAGUCGACAACCAAACCAACCAAGUCGACAACCAAACCAGCGCCAACCAAAACGACAACCAAACCAGCGCCAACCACCCCCAGAAAAUGCAGGUGUCGUGAAAGCCUUCUUUCAGGUCCUCCAAUGCCUCCACCACUUGACCAUUAUGGAGAGUCAGGAGAAUGGAACACCAACCAGAAGUUUCACUUGGAAGAUCCAAGACCUGAAUAAGUUCGUGAAGCCGGCCAUGAAGACGCCUACCAUAGCCACUACCAUUGAGACAUUGAACUUGAAAUGGGCCAAGGACGUCGCCUCAUCCCUGUCGACACACUACCGAGCCAUGCUAGCGGAGAAACUGGAGUACUUGAAGUCGCGUCACUUUUCCAAGGAUGCUGUACAAGAGUACUCUAGCCACGCCCUAGCAUGGGCCAAGAAGUCCUACGGCAAGCGACUUCAGGAUAGUGUGAAGACAGAGUUCCACCGCCUACUGUCCACGGUCUCUAAAACUGUCACGCCCCCUCCCCCAUCACCCAUGCACAUUACGCACAACCUUCUCCGGGACACACCAAAACGAUACACACCCAACAAGAGAAAAUUAUCCCCUGGAGAAGGCACUUGCAUUAACACUCCCUCGAAGCGUGCAGCUAGAUCAACAAGUUCGCCCCGGGCUGUGUCUGGCUCACCUACUUCCUCGGGAUCUAUAUCGCCACUAAACGCCCUUGUCGACUGUCUGUCCCCUAGAUCGCCCAUCAUUCCUAACCCUAGAAUCGCCACCAGAUCUUCCACCAGAUGUAGGCGAUCACUCAACCUAUCCCUAAAGAGACCUCACAGCUACAAAGGUAAAGACGAGAAGGAUUUAUGGUUCCUACCACCCGUCAUGGCAAAGACCCUGGUUAUUGGAUCCUCUAAUCCUGGCUAG